This is a messenger RNA of Engraulis encrasicolus (European anchovy), 2072 nucleotides long. RefSeq names its product alpha-(1,3)-fucosyltransferase 7-like. Lineage: Eukaryota; Metazoa; Chordata; Actinopteri; Clupeiformes; Engraulidae. The record is from RefSeq and is a predicted model, not a curated record. Gene Ontology annotation, molecular function: alpha-(1->3)-fucosyltransferase activity. The transcript is spliced from 2 exons. Gene Ontology annotation, cellular component: membrane. Bases 113 to 1249 code for a protein of 378 amino acids.
CAUGACAGUAAUCUGUGGUAUAAUGACUGGACCUUCAUCGUUUCUCCCUUCUCUUGGCUCACCAGCUGUGUUAGAGCAAAAUUUGAAGAGCUAAUGGGAUACAGGAAUCAAGAUGGCGGACCACUGGUGUUGUCACAGGCGCACAAUAUUGUCUACCCUUCUUGUAUGCCUCACCCUUUUUGGAAGCUUGCUGGUAAAAUGGCCUUCACUGAUGAAGCCGUUCCUAACAGCGGAACUGAAUGAGUUCAUGGUCCCUUAUGAUAGCACCAACACAAAUAGCACAAACACCCUGAUCCCUGAUGAUAGCACCAACACACAUAGUAGCACAAACACAACUAUUCUAGUGUGGCACUGGGCUUUUGGUUCUAAGCAGGACAUCCACGGAAACGUGUGCCAGGACAGAUUCGGCAUACCCAACUGUUUCUUGUCAGAUGAUCGGUCAUUGUUCCCUCAGGCAGAUUUUGUCAUUUUCCACAAUCGUGAGCUGAUCAAUGGACAACAGUUGCCUUUGCAUUUGCCCCGCCCAGAAGAGCAGGGGUGGGUGUGGUUCUCCUGGGAAAGCCCCGCCCACAACGGGAAUAUUAAAUUCUUGGAUGGUAAAAUGAACUACACCAUGUCUUAUCGACGUGAUGCAGACUUUUUUGUACCGUACGGCUGGUUAGAGCCCCACAAUGUUGGAAGUGGGAUGACAGUUGACGAUUUCAUACCAAAGAACAAGUCUUAUUUGGCCUGCUGGGUUGUUAGCAACUACGCAGGCCAUCAUAAGCGAACACAGGUGUACAACAAAUUGAAAAAAGUCAUACCAGUGGAGGUUUAUGGUGGAGCAAUGGGUCGCCGCCUGAAUGGUGAGCAACUGUUGCCCACCAUCUCUCGCUGCUACUUCUACCUGUCCUUUGAAAACUCUCAAUUCCAAGACUACGUCACGGAGAAGUUAUGGAGCAAUGCCCUCAAAGGGGGAGCUGUGCCUGUAGUUUUAGGCCCAUCCCGCAAAAACUAUGAGGCCAUGAUACCAAAAGAUUCCUUCAUUCAUGUGGACGACUUCUGGUCGGUAGAGGAGCUUGGAGCAUUCCUCAAGAAGCUGGCUGAGGAUAGGGAACGCUAUGCCUCAUAUUUCAAAUGGAAACUGAAUUACAGGGUGUCAGCUUAUGACAACUGGCUGGUGGACCCGCUUUGCAGAAUCUGCACAAUACGUAGCACCUUGCAAAAACCAAAGGUUUAUCGGAACUUAUAUGAUUGGGAAAGGAAAUAAAAAUUAACCAUGUGUAUUAUCUGUUGUCCAAGGAAUACUGGAUACUCUCUUUACUGUUCACACUCUCCUUUGUAUGUCUUUGAUGUUGGGGAUGUGCCAAAACAAAUUCCCAUCAACUGUGUUGACAUGGCAACUAUAAACUUAUUGGCUACGUUUACAUGUUUUGAUUCCGAAUUACGUGAAUAGUUUCUGGAUUGUGAAGUGUUUAAAUGGCCUUUUUAAAGCGGAAUUACCGCACAAAUAGACCAAGCGCGACAUGAGCGAGGCGAGCGACGGAAGUAAUUGACUUUGUAUUGAGUCGCGCGACAAAAGCGAUUCUGGAGACUAGAGGCGAUUCGCACGCAGAGAGCGACAGUUUGAAGUUGAAAUCCUUUCAACUUUCUUUGACGUGGUUCGGCGACCAGCCGCGACAGCUAAUGACUGUAUAGAGGUCAGUGACCACAGCCAAUGGGAAUGUUUGAAUGCUUUGCCUUCUGCCUGUAAUGGACAUACGCUAGUCGCUUCAAUUGCUCGUAUCUCUCUUGCUUCACAGAAGCGAUUCUCUGUCGCUUCAAUCGCGUCGCGCUUGGUCUAUUCCUGCGGUUAAGCUUUAUUUAGAAUUGAAGUGAGUUCAUUCGGAACUAAAUGUAAACAUAGCCAUUGAAUCACGAAUGUGUAUGUGUCUGUGUAGCGUACCUUGCAUUCAAGUGAGUUUAGUGUGCACGUUUGUGUUGCCAUUUGCCAACUGUCCCAGUUUUACCAGAUUGUUGCGCUUUUAAUGGUCUGCCAAGGUGGAAAAAUACAGUUUCCCCUGACACUGAAUGAAAGGAGUCACUACUUAUAA